This is a messenger RNA of Exserohilum turcica Et28A, 1306 nucleotides long. RefSeq lists its product as uncharacterized. Lineage: Eukaryota; Fungi; Ascomycota; Dothideomycetes; Pleosporales; Pleosporaceae. The transcript has 2 exons. The coding region runs from base 1 to 1161 and encodes 386 amino acids. Gene Ontology annotation, molecular function: ribosome binding. Gene Ontology annotation, biological process: intracellular monoatomic cation homeostasis. Gene Ontology annotation, cellular component: mitochondrial inner membrane. The record is from RefSeq and is a predicted model, not a curated record.
AUGACCCCCGCUCGAUCAAAUGUCGCCUUUUCGAGUCUACCACGUCAUCGAUGUAUACACAUUCGGGCUACUACGACGGCGCUGAGCAGCCAGGCAUGGCAGGAGAGGCGCCAUGCCUUGUCAACAGCAGCGCCCGCGAAGAAGACAGGCCACAGUAUCGCAGCAGCACCUCCGCCACCCAGCAAGACCAACAAGACGAGAGUACCCAUGAAGACGAACCCUGCACAACCCCUGCACCCAGUGCGACACUCUCCGUCUUCCUCUCUUCCACCCGCGCCAUUGCCUGCAUCGAGGAGCACCGUCGCUCCGACCCUGCGAGCAAAGGAGAGGCUCAACCCUCCAGCUUUUACCUAUGCCCCUGAAAUCUCCGUCCCCGCACGAAAAGUAGACCAGAAUUUUGUCAAAUGGCUAUGGAGUGCCGGCCGCGCAUAUCUCACCUUCUACAAGACGGGUAUAUCGCACGUCCGACAAACAGCAAAAUUUGCCAAGACGUUGCGCAAAAAGGCCGCGCAGACACCAAACAAAACCAUGAGCGAAGUUUUGAGCAGAGCAGAAUGGCACGUGGUAAGGAGAAGCCGGGUUGAUGUCCUGAGGUUGCCUGGAUUCGGAUUGCUGGUGCUGCUAAUGGGAGAGUGGUUGCCCGUCGUCGUCAUGUACCUCACGCCUCUGAUUCCGGAGGCAUGCAGAAUUCCCCAACAAGUCGAGCGUGCGAUACGGAAGCGAGAGGACAAGCGACAGGAUCGGUUGCGCAAGAUUAGCCUCGAUACGAUGCGCCUAUUGAGCAAAGACCGCCCGUCUUUGGCUACUGAAUCAUCUUCCACUCCAGCCGUCAAGGGUCAGGUGGUGUCAAAUCGCAAAGCAUGGCAGGACAUGACGCUUUUCGAGCUCUGCAUCACUGCCGCGAAGCUUGAUUGCUAUCCCGCGCUGUUCGACUGGGUACCAUUGACACCACCAAAGUGGCUUGUGCAGAGGAACGUGAGGAAGAAGAUGGAGUACCUGGAAACAGAUCGCGCAUUGAUUGAAAGAGACGGAGGGCUGGCAGCUCUGGGCAUAGAGGAGAUCAAGAGAGCGUGUGUGGAUAGGGGGUUGCCAGUGCUAGGAAAGAGAGAAGGCGAGCUGAGGAAAGCGUUGGCUAUACAUUGGGGAGAGGACAAGGCUUGAACACGAUGAAAGAGAGACAGACCCACUGGUUGGUAUACGAUUGUGAAAAUCUUUCUCUCUUUUCGAGGACGAAUAGGUGGCUAGACAAGACUGUCCAGGAUUAAAACUUUGUACACAGGGAGAGAUACCCCAAAUAUUACGCUUU